AGCGCCAACAUGAAAUGACGCCUCUAUUACCAACGCACGUGCAAUAUGAUGUCGUAUAAAAAGCAGUGUAAAUUAUCUAAAUUGUUCAAUGAUUAAUCAAUGAAAAUAUUGUUAACAAUGCUAAUCAGUAUUCAAAAGUGAAUAUUCAACAAUAAAAACUUUAAUUCAGUUGUGAAUGAAAUUAAUGCAUGUUGUAUACAUUCGAGAUACUACUGUAUACGGAAGCAAAUAAGAUUUGUAAUUGUUAAAGAUUUUGAAAAAUAAUGGAGUGUUUAGUGGCAAAUGUAGAUAACAUGCGAUUUGAUAUUGAAAUUGCUCUUGAUGAACAGUAUGGAGCACUUCCUUUACCUUUUACUGGAAUGGACAAAUCCACUGCUGCAGUAUGUCAAUUUUAUCCAAGAGGUACUUGUGUUAAAGGUGCUUCUUGUCCAUUUAGACAUGUAAGAGGAGAUCGUACAAUUGUAUGUAAACAUUGGUUAAGAGGUCUUUGUAAAAAAGGUGAUCAGUGUGAAUUUUUACAUGAAUAUGAUAUGACAAAAAUGCCAGAAUGUUAUUUCUAUUCUAGAUUUAAUGCUUGUCACAAUAAAGAAUGUCCAUUCCUACAUAUUGACCCAGAAACUAAAGUCAGAGAUUGUCCCUGGUAUGAUCGUGGAUUUUGUAGACAUGGACCAUUAUGCAGACAUCGACAUGUUCGUCGUGUUUUAUGCAUGGCAUAUUUAGCUGGAUUUUGUCCUGAAGGUCCAAAUUGUAAAUUUAUGCACCCAAGAUUUGAAUUACCAGCAGUGCAAGAUAUGCAACCUAAAGAAGGUAAAAAAGUAAUGAUCACUUGUCAUUUUUGUGGAGAAGGUGGUCACAAAGCAAUUUAUUGUAAUAAAAUGCCACCUGAUGUACGUGAAGCUCAAGUUAGACAAGAGAUAGAAGGUAAUUCUCAUGCUACACAUCACAUGAAUAUCCAUAAUGGACCUCCACCAAGAGGACCACAAAAGCCACUUGAAGAAGUCACUUGUUAUAAAUGUGGAACUAAAGGUCAUUAUGCCAAUAAAUGUCCAAAAGGUCAUUUAGCAUUUUUGAGUCAUGCUGGGGGUAGUGGAAGUGGUACUCAAAAUCAAAAUUAUCGUAGAUGAUUUCAUUUAUUUUAUUUAUAUAAAAUCAAUAUUGUGAUUCUAUUUUAAUUUAGUAUAAUCAUUCAUCUGUAAAAAUUUCUAUAUCAUAUAGUAAAAUAAGUUUAAUAUAACUACUUUUAUAUUAAUUCAUGAUACCAACAUCUCCGAGAAAUAAAGCAACUGUUUAUAAGAA
Molecule: messenger RNA, 1296 nt
Organism: Apis mellifera (honey bee)
Lineage: Eukaryota; Metazoa; Arthropoda; Insecta; Hymenoptera; Apidae
Gene: Clp
Product: cleavage and polyadenylation specificity factor subunit 4
Exons: 4
Coding region: 264-1124 (286 amino acids)
Molecular function (GO): RNA binding; zinc ion binding
Source: RefSeq, a predicted model, not a curated record